GAAAGAAGAUGUUUCAUCUUUGUCUUUUGUCCAUUCCCCUUUUAUCGCAGGGUAUUAUUCAUUCAUCAUGAUUCAUAAUCGAAAAGCUCGUUUUAAUUAAUAAUUAUCUAGUUCAUUUAAUUAUCGCGAAAUCGAGCUGUAACGACGUCAAAGAUGAAAUGAAAAGCUCGCUGUUAUUCGAACAACCGUAACUCUUAGUCGUGUCGUGGGUGUUGAUGUGAAAGUGUCAGUGCUGUGUGUUACGUCUACAUUCUUACUGUGAUAAAAAUACUUAAUAAUCUUAUAAUACUGUCGUAAAUUAAUAUUGCAAACGUUAAAAAUUAAUCUUUAACGUGAUUUUCGUACAAUGAUCAAGUAUUCGAACGGACCGUCAUCGAAGCCCUUUCGGCCAACUAUGAUAUAAUGGGCCAGAGACUUAGUACGUUGAAGCUGAUGCUGAAACAAAAAAAUACCAGAAUGGAUGACAACAAGGUAACUUUGAUUAGUAAAGAAACAGAUACCGAUAUAGUCGUAAGCAAAGUAAACUCCGAAGACAACGGUGAAACCCACCAACAGCAUUUCGAAACCAUCUACACAAGUGGCGAACAACUCAACGAUUCCAAUACGAAUACCAGUACCAGUACCAGUACCAACCCCAGUGAUAUUCCGAACAACUCUACCGAACCUAUUUUAAAGCUUGAGAGGCGUAAAUCUGUCGAAUUGGUCAUCUGCGAACCCCAACCUAUCGAAAUGGAGAAGAAAUCGUCUCGUAAGAAAGACAACGGUAGCGUGAGUAAGAAAAAGAAAAGCCAUUGGGUGCUGAAGUUCAACUGUCCACGUUUAAAGAGCGGUAGCUCGAGUACUUACUCGGAACCAGAUAUUCCGGGUAAAAGUCAAGAAACCGAUUGCAUCUGCACAGGAUACCGUCGAACCGAAGGUACGCUGUUGAGCGGCGAAGAAGUACCUUCGUCAGAAUUACCAAUAUUUGUACCAAAGCAACAACUCGUUGAAUUGAAGAAAUCCGACGACGACGAUAGUACUCGCGAAGAAGACACACCAGCAGCUCAAAGUACUACCGAACCGGUGAUCGAUUUAUCGAAAUUCAAUCCGGAGAAUUAUCCGAUUGAGGAUUGCGACGAACGUGCACGUUUAGAGCGAGCUCGAGAGAUUGCCGAAGGAGUAGAUCCUCCUCCUGGGUUCAGUCCUAAACACGCUAUCGAAUUAGUAUGUCCUACGAACCUGAAUAUCGAUAAUUUAACGGCGCUGUUCCAAUCAGCGUUGUCGUUAUCGGCUCUAUCGCAAAUCGACGUAUCUAAAUCGGUGCAUACGCAGGUCGAUUAUAUGCACUGUUUGGUGCCAGAUUUAAUGCAAAUCAUCUCGUCGUCGUUUUAUUGGGGUAAGAUGGAUCGGUACGAGGCUGAACGUUUGUUAGAUAAUAAACCCGAAGGUACGUUUUUGCUACGCGAUUCGGCCCAAGAAGAGUACCUAUUCUCGGUCAGUUUUCGUAAAUACGAACGUUCUCUGCAUGCUCGUAUCGAACAAUGGAAUCACAGAUUCAGCUUCGAUUCGCACGACCCAGGUGUAUUUUCAUCGCCCACUGUGUGCGGCCUAAUUGCGCAUUAUAAAGAUCCCACAUCUUGUAUGUUUUUCGAACCUAUGCUGACGAUACCGCUUCAUCGUAAUUUCCCAUUCUCGCUUCAAAACCUUUGCCGCGGUGUGAUUUGCAAUCGUGUUAGUUACGAUAAAAUUAAUUACCUCAAAUUACCCAAAACGUUGAAGAAUUUCUUAAAAGAGUAUCAUUACAAGCAACGAGUACGCGUCAGGAAAUUUGAUUUCGAAUAAUGAUUUGUACUACAAAUGAUAAACUCGACAUAAAGUAUUACACAUUUUGUUCCUUAUACCGAAGUGAUAAAUUUGCUAACUGUUACAUGAAUGUUGAAUAUGAUGAUGAAGGGAAAAAAAAGCUUUAUUUUAUUUUGUAUUAGUUAUACGCGUUCACUAAUUGCACCCAAUAUUAGUGUAUUCUUUUUAUUAUGGUAUUAUUUCUUCUUGUUACUUAUUAUUUUUUUGUUAUUAUAAUUUUCCGCUAUUUAUUUUUUAUCGGAAAAUUCCCUUUUUAUAUGUUUUAAGUUGAACAUAGAACUACUUUAACUGUCCACUGAAACUAAUAUACUUUAAAACAAACCUCCCCCUUUUUAAAAACAACAUCCCUAAAAAUUUUUUCUCCGAUCAUAUGUACCUACUUAGUGAAAUGUUUUCUUCUUAGUCUUUAUUUUUUUUUAUCGUUUUGCGAUUGGAUUUUGUAUUCUUGUAAAUCGAUUUACCUAGUGUAUGUUUUGUGUAUUUAAAUCGCAAUGUUGUUAUUUGUUAUUUAUCAUGCAUACAGAAUAAAUCCGCAUGUUUGUUGUGAAUGUGAAUUUUCACCUAUUUCUUGUUGUAUUUAUUUUGUAUUAUUAUUUUUUAAAUAAAAAUAAAAUUAUUAUUUUGUUGUUUUACGUAACUGUAAUAGUAUGUUUCUGAAAAUAUAUUUUUCUCACUA
Molecule: messenger RNA, 2518 nt
Organism: Planococcus citri (citrus mealybug)
Lineage: Eukaryota; Metazoa; Arthropoda; Insecta; Hemiptera; Pseudococcidae
Product: suppressor of cytokine signaling 5-like
Exons: 1
Coding region: 403-1821 (472 amino acids)
Biological process (GO): phosphatidylinositol phosphate biosynthetic process; intracellular signal transduction
Cellular component (GO): phosphatidylinositol 3-kinase complex
Molecular function (GO): 1-phosphatidylinositol-3-kinase regulator activity
Source: RefSeq, a predicted model, not a curated record